AUGGUUUAUUCCUCCUUGAAUACAGAAAAUGCUUCAAACAGCUUGAAACCAACCCUGCUAUCUAUCUAUCUAUCUAUCUAUCUAUCUAUCUAUCUAUCUAAAUUUUCAUAUCUAUCUACCUCUAUCUAUCUAUAUCUAUCUAUCUAUCUAUCUAGUCUGUUCCUAUUUAUCUAUCUAUCUCUCUUGCCUAUUCAUAUUUAUUUAUCUUUUUAUCUCCUCAUUUCAUAUUUAUCUAUCUAUUUCGUUUGUUCAUAUAUAUCUAUCUAUUUAAUCUGUUCAUAUCUAUCCAUUUAUUCUGUUUAUAUCUAUCCUUCAUUCUAUCUUUCUAUCUAUUUAGUAUGUUCAUACCUAUCUAUCUAUCUAUCUAUGAGAUUCAUAUCUAUCUAUCUAUCUAUCUAUCUAUCUAUCUCAUCUAUCUAUCUAUCUAUCUAUCUAUCUAUAUGUAAAUCUGUCAUCUCAGAUACUCCUUUCGAAUUUCUUGAAGAAAGUAACCAUUUUCCAGAAACUCCCUUCGUCUUCUCCUUCUGUAUUUUAAUAUUUCUUUUAUUUCUCUCCAAUAGAAUAUCUCACUCUCUCUUUAUUUACCUUGAUCUCUAA
Acanthosepion pharaonis is the source of this 597-nucleotide messenger RNA. NCBI's taxonomy places the organism in Eukaryota, Metazoa, Mollusca, Cephalopoda, Sepiida, Sepiidae. The record is from the annotation of a GenBank genome assembly.